Molecule: messenger RNA, 1198 nt
Organism: Paralichthys olivaceus (Japanese flounder)
Lineage: Eukaryota; Metazoa; Chordata; Actinopteri; Pleuronectiformes; Paralichthyidae
Gene: psma5
Product: proteasome 20S subunit alpha 5
Biological process (GO): proteasome-mediated ubiquitin-dependent protein catabolic process
Cellular component (GO): proteasome core complex, alpha-subunit complex; proteasome core complex; nucleus
Source: RefSeq, a predicted model, not a curated record
GACAGUGCAGUCCUCCGGAACCUUUCUCGCGCUUUGUUGUCAACCGGCGCGAUUAGACGUUACACCGUGUGCAUUUCCCCUGAAACAAGCGAACUCAUUCAAGGGUCUGUAUCCGAAGGUAAACCAGGCUAACUUUUGAAACUACUCAGGAGGGCGUCGUGAAAUUGUCACUUUACGUUUUUAAAAAGUCCCGUGUUUAACCGUACAAUAUGUUUCUGACGAGAUCGGAAUAUGACAGAGGUGUGAACACAUUCUCUCCUGAGGGAAGACUGUUCCAGGUUGAAUAUGCCAUCGAGGCCAUAAAAUUGGGCUCCACAGCCAUUGGUAUCCAGACAUCAGAGGGGGUGUGUCUGGCUGUGGAGAAGAGGAUCACCUCUCCCCUGAUGGAGCCCAACAGCAUUGAGAAGAUUGUGGAGAUUGACAGUCACAUUGGUUGUGCCAUGAGUGGCUUGAUAGCUGAUGCUAAGACUCUAAUCGACAAAGCAAGAGUGGAAACGCAGAACCACUGGUUCACUUAUAAUGAGACGAUGACAGUGGAGAGUGUGACUCAGGCUGUGUCCAACCUGGCACUGCAGUUUGGAGAGGAGGAUGCUGACCCUGGUGCCAUGAGUCGACCAUUCGGUGUAGCACUUCUGUUUGGAGGAGUUGAUGAAAAAGGGCCUCAGCUGUACCACAUGGACCCAUCAGGAACCUUUGUGCAGUGUGACGCACGGGCCAUCGGCUCAGCAUCUGAGGGAGCACAGAGUUCUCUGCAAGAAGUCUACCACAAGUCCAUGACAUUAAAAGAUGCCAUCAAGUCAUCCCUUACCAUUCUGAAGCAGGUGAUGGAGGAAAAGCUCAAUGCCACCAACAUCGAGCUGGCAACAGUUGAGCCCGGGAAGACUUUCCACAUGUAUUCCAAAGAGGAGCUGGAGGAUGUAAUCAAGGACAUCUAGAGCAGAGGAGACUCUCAAAGUCUUGGUUUGAGUUCUGGACAGAGGAGGAGAGGAUGUAAAUUUACACCUGGGCUGAAUGUCUCAACUUAACCACAACGUCUCAUCAGGACAUUCUCAUCUUUUUCGAUUGCAUACGAGGGUUAUCUUUGUAACGUGUUAAUUGAAUUCUUCUUUCUCACUAUCUGUACAGUCCUGUACAGGAGUCUGACCAACACCUACAGCUGAGUGGCACAGAAAAUGGGGGGGGGGGGGCUGGGGCUAUU